CAAUACAAUGCACUGGUGAGGAUCAAGUUUAUGAAUGUACAACAGAUAAUAAUACUGUAAACGACAAUCACGUGUUCAAGUUACUAUUUUACAGCAGUCUCUGCGUUACUGUCAAUUUCCCAGUUAAAGUUUUAACGGAGAGUUUCGGCGCGGGUGCUGAAGUGCACGAAAUACACUUCCUGUUUUCAUUACGUAAAACUCCAGUAGCCAAUGAGCGACCGGUAUUCGGCGAGUGGGCGGGUUCUGUGGGUUCAUCUGAAGCACAGGUCAGAAGCGUGUGACGUCGACUGAACGCGCUCUGUCUCCGUAUGUCUCCCGCUGCUGCGUGUCUCUGCGUUCUGUGCGGGUUACCGGCGGCCGGUAAGACCCGCCUGGCGCGGGAGCUGCGGGGUCGCGCACAGACGCGCGGAUGGAGGACGCUUCUCGUGACAUAUGACGAGCUGAUACCGGCGCGCGACUGGCAGGAGUCUGAAUGGAAGUGGCACAGGAAGACGGUCAUAAUGUGUGUGGAGAGAUUCCUUCAUCAGACUCUUUCCGAUCAGACUCACACACUCUCCGAUGGCGUGGGUUUCUGUCAGGUGUUUCUCCAGUGUCCGCUGCACGUGUGUCUCCAGAGGAACCGGUGCAGACCUCAGCCUGUUCCUGAUGAAGUUCUGCUGCAGAUGUGUGAGCGAAUGGAGCCUCCGAACGAGAUCAGAAACCCCUGGGAGCAGCAGAGCCUGACACUGGACAGCACAGAAGACAUCGCAGAUGGACACAUACAGAAGCUGAUGGACUUGCUGGUGUCUGCGCUGGAAAACCCUCUGAGCCCGGUCCAGGACGAGUCGCAGCAGAAGGAGGCUGACAGACGGCUCUGUGCGUCCAGCGUUCUUCAUCAGGUGGAUCAGACCUGUAGACGACUGGUUUCUCAGACGCUGACAUCAGCUCGAGAAGGCCAGGCGUCUCCAGACGUGAUGAAGGCUCUGGCUAAAGCACUGAUCGAGCUGAAGACGGUGUUCCUGAAGGAGCUGAAGAAGGAUGUUCUUGGUCGUGUCUCAGUUUUCCCAGAGGAGCCCGUCGAUGUGGAGAAGCUCCUGAUGGACGUGUCUGCGAUGUUCCAGCGACGCUCACACGAGAUUGUGUCUAAACACAUGUGAAACAUGACUGAUCUCUAGCAUGCAUUUGAUUCCUGAUAAUAAAUCAAACUAUGGUUAGUCUUUUUGAUGGAUGAUUGCGCAUUAGAUGUCAUUUUAAUAAAGUUUCUGCAAAUGCAUCUGUCAAACGACUAAUUUUCAUUU
Messenger RNA from Carassius auratus (goldfish), 1277 nucleotides. RefSeq names its product L-seryl-tRNA(Sec) kinase-like. The transcript has 6 exons. Bases 309 to 1136 code for a protein of 275 amino acids. The record is from RefSeq and is a predicted model, not a curated record. Gene Ontology annotation, molecular function: tRNA binding; kinase activity. NCBI's taxonomy places the organism in Eukaryota, Metazoa, Chordata, Actinopteri, Cypriniformes, Cyprinidae.